Dinoponera quadriceps is the source of this 5585-nucleotide messenger RNA. RefSeq lists its product as uncharacterized. The transcript is spliced from 8 exons. The record is from RefSeq and is a predicted model, not a curated record. Bases 369 to 1268 code for a protein of 299 amino acids. NCBI's taxonomy places the organism in Eukaryota, Metazoa, Arthropoda, Insecta, Hymenoptera, Formicidae.
CAAUGGUGGUAGCUCAGUUCGCUUUCGUUCCGCGUUGCGCGAGGAUCGUCGCGUGUGCUUCCUGUCGCGAGUCGUCGUUCCGCACGCUGAUCCGUCCACAAGGAGGGAGGAAGCUCGCCGCCCAUCCUCCCUUCCCCAUUCUUCUCCCCAUCUCAUCAGAGGAAGCUUUAACCGACGAGAGGUUUACGGUGUGCGGCUAAGACGAGCGGACCUAAAAUAAAGUCAUCCAUUGAUACACGACGUUGUGCAUCGACGCCGCGGCGAGUGUUCAUAAGGUGCGUGUAUGAGGUUCUUGCUGGUAUUCCGUAGUGAAGUGCUUCAUGCUCUCGGGAUAAACUUCGCGCGUGAUCGCGGAUAGAGCGGAGAUCAUGUCGGCGAGAAGUCAUCCCUGGUUCAUCGCGUCGCUCCUGCUCCUGCUCGGACACGUUCACGAAUCCCGGCAGCUGAUUAUCAAGAGCGUCAACGUGCCCGCCAUGGUGAAGGCCGACGACACCGAUUUCGUCGUCCUAGACUGCGACUACGACCUCGAGAACACGUCGAGCACCGGCCUCGUCGUCAAAUGGUUUUUCAGCACCAACGAGCUGGUUUACCAGUGGAUUUACGGCAGGAACCCUCAGGCGAGCGAGCCCGCGAGGAAAUACGUCGACUUAACGUACAAAGCCAGCGACGAUCCGUACACCGAGUACCGAGCUAUGAAGCUGAAUAAGCCGGGCGUCGAUCUUACCGGCGAGUACACAUGCGUGAUAUCCACCUUCGAGGAUGAGCGAACGGCGAACGCGUCGAUGGUAGUCUACUCGACCGAGGAAAAGUUUGACCUCGUGUACAAGAAGAAGGCGAUAGAUGAUAAAGACGGAGUCGAAAUAACGUGCAAGGCCGAGGGACUUUAUCCUCAACCGACCCUCGACAUCUCCGUCGAGGGUAUGCAGGAGAAGCUAGGGAGGAAGCCCACCGUAACGCUGCGUGACGAUGGACUGUACGAUAUCUUAUCGCGCGUGGCUUUAGUGGACGAAGAUUUACCGGAAGCGACGAUUGUCAAAUGCUUGCUCGGCAUACCGAAGGCGACCUACAACGUUUCCCGCAAAACCGUCUAUUACGCCGGAACGCUCACUACGACAUCAACUACCACAACGAAGCUGCACCGUAAAAUGGAGAUCCAGGCCUUAGACAAGUCAGAAUCUGAUAAUAGUAGUGGUAACUUCGCCGGCUACGCGUCAAUUAAUCUUCCGCUAUUGUGUGUACAAUUGGCCGUUCUCAAUGUGUUCCACUGAUAAUUUAAUAGAUAGAUUGCUCCGUUCUACCCCGAUGAAGAUCCGUGUGUGAUGGUGUGCGUGCAGAAAAUCGUCGGCUGCGCGUCGAACACUCCGCGUGAGGCGUGAAGCGAAAGAUUCUCACACGAUCAAGGUCGAGCCGGACACGAAAGAUCCGCAGUAUUGCCUCUCAUCUUCGUUGCUUGUUAAUAAGGACAUUAGUUGUACAUUGUAAUUACACACACAUAUAUAUAUAUAUGCGAUACAUCACUAUUCCGGCGGUAAUCGGCGUUUAAUCGAAGCGAAAUGAAAUUAACGAAUUGUUAAUAAUUGAUUCGCGUGAAGGGACGACGUGAGAGGAGCUGGCACAGUGGGGCUCCUUUGAACUCCGGGGAACAUCGUUUGUGUCAACCCCGUCUUAACUCCUUCUCGCUGGAACUUCUUUGAAAAUUUAACCGAGCAUUAUUUCGUUUUAUGAGACUGCCGACUUUCGGUUUUGAUUUGGCUCACCGUGAAGUGAAUUUUAACUUUCAAUUGUAGCUUAAUAUCAUACCCCAAUUAGAACGGGAAGCUAAGUUUUCUUACCUGCCAAACUCAUUUGCUGAACUCAAUUUGUUAAAGCAGCGCGCUUAAUUUUUCACCGCUCGCAAGCCGGGGAAGCUAAAUAUAUUCGCGUCGUCACUAUACACACAUUUUGUUCGCGUUACCGGUUUUCAGUUCUCCGAAGUCAGUCAGGGAAGAGUAUUCCGAAGGCUCUCUGUGCGUGCGCGCGAUAUUGGAAUUUCGGUUGUUGCAAAUAAUAUGCAGUUGCAAUAAUAUUGUUGAAACUUUCCAACUUGUUUAUACGGGAAACGCACAAACGAUCGGCGACUCGAAAGCGGCGAGAGCGCGAGACUAAUUCGAAAUUAUCUUUCGAAGCGCGUUUCGUUGAGACGCUUUGAAUGAGGACGACGAUUUAAAUUGUAUUUAUUUAUUGGACUUGUGUGUAAAAAAAAAAGGAGCGUACGGUCGUAUACCUGAUUAGCGAUAAGCUUGCGGCGAAGUAGCCGAAAAUGCGUCUCAUCUCAUCGGCUGUUUAAGCUCUUUCAAACAGCCGACGAUAUUUCCGCGCGGCCCUCCUAAUAAAUCGAGAAUCAUUUCGCCACAAUCGAGAUUCGAGAACGCCGGCGACGAGAGAAACGCAAUUUCUCGGACCGAGCCAAUUAAUGGAGCGACGACCCGACGGCCGUUCGAAGGGCGAAAAAGAAGAACGGACGACGACGACCCCACGCGGUUUCUCGUUACUUCACGGAGACACUUCGCGGAUGCAAUGAACGACGUUGAACGACGUACGAUCAGAGUCACAAAGUGCAGCGCAUACGAGAUAAUGAUGAGGAUGAUCGAAUGUAACGAACUUUGAGAUAGAAUGUUUGGCAGGUUGUUCUGAGUAAAAAGUGUCGUAUGAACGUAGGUCAUGUUCUCGAUACUUACGUGAUGACAGAAAUCUUUGCCGCUAUCAUAGUAAAAUCACAUGUUUGAUACACUUGAAAAGAAGAAAAGUGAUAGAAUUAACGAAAUCUUGCUUAAAAAAGUUGCAAGGCUCGGUGUCAUAUUUUCAGCAGCGCGCACAUCAAGGAGGCCACUUGUAAAUUUGGUAUUUAUCAAGCGAAAUUACGUUCUUUAUUUUAUCUAUUUAAAUAACAGAUGUUAAUUUGAAACAAAUCUGAGGUAAACACAUUUUAUACGCGAUUUUAUACAUAAUGUUACAAAUACGGAAAUAUUAUUAAUUUGUACUUUUCUUAUUACCCUUCAAUAAUUCUCCGUGUUAAAGUGACGCAAAAAUUUCAGUGGUGUCUAGCAUAAAAUUUUUACCGUGUACAUACGACUCAGUGGGUUCACACGACACAUUUCUUUACUCAGAAUGACCUCCCAAACGAUCUGUCCAAGUUUGUCAUACUCCGAAUCGCCUUCAGUUACAGCAUUUAAUUAAUUAAUUCACGAUCACGGAUCUGGUUUCGGUAACCGAUAGUUUCCUCCGCGUGUUAUGUGGAUCGUCACAACGAGCACGGAACGUGCUUUACACCGGUUUUCAUUUGUACACACCAUCAGAGACAUAUCUUAUGCGAAAUGUCUCGUGAAAAUAUGGCCUCUCUUACCAAAAUAACUGUCUCAGAGAAGCAAUAACAGCGCGAGUUUCUCGUUAUUUUGUCGGUAAACCGAGCGCGCACGCGCUUGCUUGCUCGCUCGUGGAGUCGCCGGCUCGUCGCGGCAAAAUUCGACGAAAAGCAUUUCGGAAAGCGCGCGACACGAAAAGUAUUCGCGUGCAUUAGAGAGUAUCAAAUAGACACGCCCUCGUAUUGAGUAAACACACAUACGCACAUACACACACAGAUAUUGUAACACAUCGCGUAUCGCUAAUGUUUGCAAUCAUCGCUUCCGGGGAGAGAGUAUAACGUGUUCUUUGAAGAUAAAUAGAAGUACGGGGCAGGCUUCCACGUCGCACAUUCUUACAUUCGUACGCUUUCGCGCAACCUGCACAAUCUAUUCCGACCUAGUAUCGCUACGAGAUAUAUAUAUAUAUAUAUACAUACACUGUUAUAUAUAUAUAUAUAUAUAUAUAUAUAUUAUAAAUGCGCAAACAUUUCGUAGAGCCCGCUGCUCCGUGCGGGCGGCCUAAGAUGGACUUCGCGGCAGUAUCCCAUUGUUUAAUGGAUUGUCAUCCUCUUGUCUUUGUCUGAUAGGGACAGGAUUGAUUUUUAUUACCGUCACACCGUGUUACUACGUUAUCCGAGAGAGAGAGAGAGAGAGAGAGAGAGAGAGAGAGAGAGAGAGAGAGAGAGAGAGAGAGAUCCUCAUUUUCGACGACAUCAGCAUCUGUGCGCGAAUGCGUGAGCACAUAGAGUAAGAAAAGCACAAGAGAAGAAAAGAAAAGAAAAGAAAACGAAACGUUCCCGUCGACGUUCUUCUUCGAGCGAUAAUACAGUUUUAGAAUGUAAAGCGGGGUCUGUAAUGAGAAUUUAAGCUCUGAGCCUUGAGAAAUUGACCAACCGUAGUUCGAAUGUGAGGAGAAUAAUCGGUCUAUGAUCGGUCGAUUUCUUCAGGAUUAGAGCUUAAAGCACCUAUUGUAGACCGGGAGAUUUAGGGAGAAGUUGUUAGACGUGUGACGCACGUCGUUGCACGCAUAGCAGGUGUCGCGCGCACGUGCAAUUCAUCCCCAAUAGCGUCCGUCGCAAACGAUCGGACCGCGAGAGACAUGACGGACUAACACUCGUCUAGUUUUAAAAAUCGAAUUUACAGGCGAUAAGGUACAUCUACGUUUUAGCAUACAAAAGUAUACACACACGGUACUACACAAGGAUAUCAAUUCGCGCGAGUUGUAUAUAAAUCUGUACACUAGAGAGCGAGAGAGAAAGAGAGAGAGAGAGAGAUACAUGAUACAUUUCGUUGUGCAGGUGUAAUAAAACAAAUAAAAACAAGAAAAAAAGAAGAAAAAGAAAAAAAAAGAAAAAAGACUGGGAGAACCCGGUAAGCGGGAAACGCUCAAAUCAAUUUUCGGAAACAUUGAUUUCACGCGUAUUUCAGAAACAUUUCGCGGAAACAUUAUUUUUAACGUUUCGACUAAAUAUCGUUAACAAUGACGUUGUACGCAACAUUAAGACCUACAUACUUGAAGGCGUGUUACGUGUUACAAAAUAUCAUUGUAAUAACGUUGCAUUGAUGAUUUUUUGCUUACUGGAAAAGAGGUGGUGGGGGGAGAGAGGGGGAGAAUUUUUCUGACCAAACUGCGUAGUUACGUACGUCGUAAUCGCGUUACUAAUUGUAGCGUCACUUGAUAAUUUAAUCGUUUUCACACGGAUGCGAGAUAUGAUGAGGGAGGGAGCCCGAUGAUGGAAACGAGCGAGACCCGAAACUCUAGAGGAAAUCGCUUCGAAAGGUAAAUCGGUAGCUGCGAGCGUGCGGGUCGUAACUUGCGGAACGCAGCGGUCUGCCUGGAAUUCUCCGCGUGGAAUUCAGUCCCGACGAUAACGUCAGUCGUUCGUCGCAGGAAGCGAUAUUUCUCGAUAAUUUCGUGAUAUCGUUGAUAUGAUUCCGGCCAAGAACGGCCUCACGGGACUUACUUGCGCACUUCCGUAAGUUCAAGAGAGACUUUUCUUCGAUGGGAAAAAAAUAUGUGUACAUAUUAUUCCGGAGCGGCUCUCUCUUUCUCUCUCUCUCUCUCUCUCUCUCUCUCUCUCCCUCCAUCUUCCUCUCUCUUUCGUUGGUUUCCUUGUGGCGCCUUCGUACGCGCGUAGGAUAAACUCAAAUUUGCUUUUCAAAUGACAAUAUCUUAAUGUGUUAAGUGGGAGAAAGAAAGAAAAA